Molecule: messenger RNA, 3135 nt
Organism: Lactuca saligna
Lineage: Eukaryota; Viridiplantae; Streptophyta; Magnoliopsida; Asterales; Asteraceae
Source: the annotation of a GenBank genome assembly
GAACCAAAAGUUCACAAAGAACUAGAAUCUUUUCUUUAGUCUCUCCAUAAAAACACACAUUUUACACGAUUUUUAGUGUAUGUUUGUGUGUUUCUUGGUAUCUUUCUUUAAAUUAAUAUACAGAAAGCAAGAAAGAGCAAAGUAGAAAUUGGCAUAAAAGCUAAUUUAUAAGGGAAAAAAACACAGGAUUUUUCUCUGUGUCGAAGAUUUCUGAUGGAUAUUGGGUUUGUUAAAAUGCCGAAGUUUAAUUUACUGUUGAUGAUGUUAUUGUGUUCAUGGGUUUGUUUCUGUAACGGGUCUGUUUCAUACGACCACAAAGCUAUCUCCAUUAAUGGCCAAAGAAAAAUUCUUAUUUCUGGAUCCAUUCACUACCCGAGAAGCACUCCAGAGAUGUGGCCAGAUCUUAUCCAGAAGGCAAAAGAAGGAGGGUUAGAUGUGAUUCAAACUUAUGUUUUCUGGAAUGGACAUGAACCACAACCUGGUCAAUAUUAUUUCGAAGAUAGGUAUGAUUUGGUGAAGUUCAUUAAGCUGAUUAAGCAAGCUGGACUCUAUGCUCAUCUCAGAGUUGGUCCUUAUGCUUGUGCUGAAUGGAAUUUUGGGGGUUUUCCUGUUUGGUUGAAAUAUGUUCCAGGAAUCAGUUUCAGAACAGAUAAUGGUCCUUUCAAGGCUGCUAUGGAAAAAUUCACAAGGCACAUAGUGAACAUGAUGAAAGCAGAAAGAUUAUACGAGACGCAAGGUGGUCCAAUUAUUUUAUCUCAGAUUGAGAAUGAAUAUGGACCGUUGGAGUAUGAACUUGGAGCUCCGGCUCGAGCUUAUACAAAAUGGGCGGCUUCCAUGGCGGUGGGUCUAGGAACCGGAGUUCCAUGGGUCAUGUGCAAGCAAGACGAUGCCCCUGAUCCAGUUAUAAAUACUUGUAAUGGAUUUUACUGCGACUAUUUCUCUCCCAACAAAAAUUUCAAGCCCAAAAUGUGGACAGAAGCUUGGACAGGAUGGUUCACUGAGUUUGGAGGUGCGGUUCCUUAUAGACCAGCUGAAGAUUUGGCAUAUUCAGUUGCUAAAUUUAUCCAAAGUGGUGGAUCUUUUAUUAAUUACUAUAUGUAUCAUGGAGGAACAAAUUUUGGACGAACUGCAGGUGGCCCGUUUAUUGCAACAAGUUAUGAUUAUGAUGCCCCUCUUGAUGAAUUUGGACUAAAACGGGAAGCUAAGUGGGGACACCUAAAAGAUCUUCAUAGAGCAAUAAAACUAUGUGAGCCCGCUUUAAUAAACAGUGACCCCUCUAUCAUCACCCUUGGAAACUAUCAAAAGGCAUAUGUUUACAAAUACAAAACUGGAGGCUGUGCUGCUUUCCUUUCAAAUAACAACCGAGCUGCUUACGCGACAGUAAGCUUUCAAAACCGACGGUACAAUCUCCCACCAUGGUCCGUCAGCAUCCUGCCUGACUGCAAGAACACCGUUUACAAUACCGCAAGGGUAGGUGCACAAACCGCGUUGAUGAAGAUGACAUCAGCAGGGAGUGGAUUUGCUUGGCAGUCAUACAAUGAUCAAACCGAAUCCUACGAUGACAACUCGUUUACAACAGUUGGAUUAUUGGAGCAACUUAAUGUCACUAGAGAUUCUUCCGAUUAUUUGUGGUACAUGACAGAUGUCAGGGUGGGGUCCAAUGAAGGGUUCUUAAGAAGCGGGAAGUGGCCUACACUUACUGUCCAAUCCGCAGGUCAUGCUUUGCAUGUUUUCAUCAACGGUCAACUAUCAGGAACUGUUUAUGGAAGUCAAAAAAAUCCAAAAGUAACUUUUAAUAAACCGGUAAAUCUAAGAGCUGGAUUGAACAAGAUUUCUUUACUAAGCAUUGCAGUUGGUCUCCCAAAUAUUGGUCCACAUUUUGAGACAUGGAAUGCGGGUGUUCUUGGUCCAGUCACACUUUAUGGUCUCAAUCAAGGGAAGAGAGACUUGACAUGGCAAAAAUGGUCUUAUAAGGUUGGCCUGAAAGGCGAAAUUCUAAGUCUUCACUCACUCUCUGGUAGUUCAUCUGUUGAGUGGAUUCAAGGUUCAUUAGUGACUCAAAGACAACCGUUGACAUGGUACAAGACUGUUUUCAAUGCUCCAAAUGGGAACGAGCCUUUGGCUUUGGACAUGAGCAGUAUGGGAAAAGGUCAAAUAUGGAUAAAUGGUCAAAGUGUUGGACGUUAUUGGCCUGCAUACAAGGCAUCUGGUUCUUGUAGUACUUGCAGCUACGCGGGUUAUUUUGAUGAGAAAAAAUGCCUAAGUAAAUGCGGUGAAUCUUCACAAAAAUGGUACCAUGUGCCCCGAUCAUGGUUAAAACCAAGAGGAAACUUGUUGGUGGUGUUUGAAGAAUUGGGAGGAAUUCCUUAUGGGAUAUCAUUGGUGAAAAGAGGGGUUUACAGUGUGUGUGCAGAUAUAUAUGAAUGGCAACCUUCAUUGAUGAAUUAUGAAAUGCAAGCUUCUGGUAAAGUCACCAAACCAUUGAGGCCAAAAGCUCAUCUUUCAUGUAGCCCUGGUCAGAAGAUUUCAUCUAUAAAGUUUGCUAGCUUUGGAACACCAUUAGGGGGUUGUGGUAGUUAUAGUGAGGGUAGCUGUCAUGCUCAUAACUCCUAUGAUGCCUUCAAUAAGUUAUGUGUUGGACAACAAGCAUGCACAGUACCUGUAACACCUGAAAUAUUUGGAGGUGAUCCUUGCCCAAAAGUAAUGAAGAAGCUUUCAGUUGAAGCCAUUUGCAGUUGAUGAUGAAAUUAUUUCAAAUAUCUAUAGUUAUUAUUUAUAAAAUUUAUAUGAAUAUUUGGUAACCAAGAAUAGCCGUUAUGCGAACAAGGUCGCUACACGGCCAUAUGAUAGGCUUAGGCCAAAGGUGAAGUUGUACAGAUAUGCAACACACCGUUGUGGUUCAAGAGCCUUGUAAUGUAUACGGACUUUGAAGAUUGGUGUAUAUAUAGUUCGCUUAUGUGCGAAUGUAAUAUUAGUAGGAAAGCACGUUGAGACUCGUGAUUCGAGUCCAUGAGCUUAUGUUUUCAUUUUGGUUAUUUGAAGGGAGAUGUAAAAGCUUCUGGCUUUUCUUGUCUUUGUUUAUUUUGUGGAUGUAAAAACGGUUGAAAAUGGUAAUUUUUAAUUGGGUUUCUUGAA